GACACUGCAUAUACCGACGAAACGCUGUUGACCAUCUCCUCCAUCCACGUAACGAUCACAGGAAUCACAGGACGAACCAACGACAGCGAUACCGAGGUUGAAACCAUCGUCCAAUGCCAUCCGGCUGAGCUUGCAUCACAGUAGCUCCAUCUGUAUACCACUCUUCCGCCUCUUUGCCAGCACUCUCUCUCAAUGCUUCUCCAAAGUACUUGCAGGAGAAUCGCACUCGCGCGUCCCUCCACAUUGGCCUCCACCAUGCCUCUACGCGCAAAGAUCCUCGCUCCCGGCUCAAGACAGUCUUCGAGCGCGGCCGAUAUCAAAGAACUCCCUGGUGACGAAGACAACGAUGUCCUCUUCAAUACCCACGGCGGUGUCCGGUCCAUCACCCUCAACCGUCCGAAGAAGCUCAAUUCCCUCAACGGCAGCAUGGCCCGCAAGAUUGUACCCAGACUACGAGAGUGGAGCAAGAGCGACCUCGCGAACGUUGUGAUCAUCAAAGGCGAAGGACGAGCAUUUUGUGCGGGAGGAGAUGUAGCUUGGCUAGCACAACGCAACAAGACGGGUACUGAAGGACAACAAGAAAGUAAGGACUAUUUCGGCCUGGAAUACAAACUCGAUCACCUCAUUGCAACCUAUCGCAAGCCCUACGUCGCCUUCAUCGAUGGUAUCACCAUGGGCGGCGGUGUCGGCCUCUCCCUCCACGCUCCAUUCCGGAUAGCCACCGAGAACACCGUUUUCGCGAUGCCCGAGACCAACAUUGGAUUCUUCCCCGACGUUGGCGCCUCGUUCUUCCUCCCACGUAUGGAUGGCGAGUUGGGAACCUACUGCGCCCUCACCUCCGAGCAGAUCAAAGGCGCCGACGUUUUCUUUGCCGGAGUCGCCACCCACUAUAUCCACUCCUCCUCCCUGCCCGACCUCGAAGCACGCCUAUCGGAACUCAACUUCAAAGACUACGACUCCCUCCAACAGCGCCUCCAGAUCAUCAACUCCACCAUCGAAGAAUUCGCCACGGGC
This is a messenger RNA of Zymoseptoria tritici IPO323, 1014 nucleotides long. RefSeq lists its product as uncharacterized. The transcript is spliced from 2 exons. The record is from RefSeq and is a predicted model, not a curated record. Gene Ontology annotation, molecular function: 3-hydroxyisobutyryl-CoA hydrolase activity. The annotation marks the transcript as partial. NCBI's taxonomy places the organism in Eukaryota, Fungi, Ascomycota, Dothideomycetes, Mycosphaerellales, Mycosphaerellaceae. Gene Ontology annotation, cellular component: mitochondrion. Gene Ontology annotation, biological process: L-valine catabolic process.